GAUUUCGAAAUCAAACAAAAACAUUUCGGAAAGGGUAAGAAAAAAGAAAAAAAAGAAGGAAAUCACGUCUUUCCUUCAACAACAACCAACCUUGAGGGGGUUGAGAUUUAUUUUAUCUUCUUCUUCUUCUCCGUUUCCGAUCUUUCUUCUCCACUACGCCCUAUUCAUUCGAUCUCUAGACAUAAUACAACUAAAGAAAGGUUUCUAUUUCGGAUCUGUACUCUUUUUUUUUUGCCAUGGAUACUCUUAAGAGAGGACGGCCUGAAGCCAACUCCAACGGCGGCGGGUUUAAGAAGUCUAAGCAAGAGAUGGAAUCAACUGGUUUAGGAAGCAAAUCGAAGCCAUGCACUAAAUUUUUCAGCACUUCUGGCUGUCCUUUUGGAGAGAACUGCCAUUUCUCGCACUAUGUUCCCGGAGGAUACAACGCUGUAGCACAGCUGACAAACAUGGCACCACCCAUGCCUCAAGUUUCAAGAAACAUGCAAGGAUCUGGUGGUGGUGGAGGGAGAUUCUCAGGCCCUGGCCACGUCUCCAGCUUUGGUGCCUCGGCCACAGCAAAAAUCAGCGUGGAUGCUUCAUUGGCAGGCGCAAUCAUUGGAAAAGGUGGAGUCAGUUCUAAACAGAUAUAUCGUCAAACUGGGGCGAAGUUAACGAUUCAAGAUCACGAGAGAGACCCGAACCUGAAGAACAUUGAGCUUGAAGGAACGUUUGAGCAGAUAAACGAGGCGAGCGUGAUGGUUAGAGAGCUUAUUGGGAGGCUUAACUCGGCAGCUAGGAGACCACCUGGUGGUGGUGGUGGGAUUGGUUCUGAAGGGAAACCGCAUCCAGGGAGCAACUUCAAGACGAAGAUGUGUGAGAGAUUCUCUAAAGGAAGCUGUACAUUUGGUGAUAGAUGCCACUUUGCACACGGGGAAGCGGAGCUACGCAGGUCAGGAAUCCCCUCCUGAGUUAUUGUUGGAGUUAAGAGAAGUUUACUUGCAAAACAAGUCUCUUCUUCAUUGCUAGAGUCACGUAUGUUGUUUUCUUUUGUUUAUGAGAGAAUACAAUGUUAGUUUCAUUGUCAUUGUAUGGUUUUUUAGAAUUUAGUUUUUGUUAAAUCAAGUUUGGGAGGUUUCAUGAAUGAUAUUUCACAAACUUGGAAACAAACAAUGGGUAGGAUUUGUAUGCUGCCUUUAUUUUUAUUAUAUUCAUGUUUUCUCUGGCUA
Brassica napus (rape) is the source of this 1205-nucleotide messenger RNA. RefSeq names its product zinc finger CCCH domain-containing protein 36. NCBI's taxonomy places the organism in Eukaryota, Viridiplantae, Streptophyta, Magnoliopsida, Brassicales, Brassicaceae. Gene Ontology annotation, molecular function: metal ion binding; mRNA binding. The record is from RefSeq and is a predicted model, not a curated record. Bases 237 to 947 code for a protein of 236 amino acids. The transcript has 3 exons.